AUGCGUCGACGACUGGCACGAGGCCUUGGCUGCACAGUGCUUCGCAGCCGCCCACCGUCGACAAUCGAAUGGGACCAUCUGUCAGUCGAGCCGGCCGGUCUUCUGUGCUGUACUGUACAGUACCAACCCAAGUGUGCCAGAGUCCACCCACCCAGCCCCGACCCAACAAGACUGCGCGCGCUCGCGCCAACACCACACCCUCAGCUUCCCAAUAGUAGGACCGAGGGCUGCAUCCCAGCCAACCUCAUUUCAUUUCGGGGGGCAUCAGUGAAAGAGGCAGGCGGGCAGGCCUCCAUCUCUUCAGCGCCUUCGGAUAUCGCUCCAAUUUCCCCAUCCUCCCGUCUCCCGCCUCCCAUCCGCGGUGGCGGUUGUCUUGGCGGGCGACAAAAAGACCCAUUGCCGGCAUCUCCGCAUCCAAACAAGGUGUUGGGCGCGCGUGGUGCAGCUCAUCGCGAGCUUGGGGCGUGCUCUCUCGCAUUCCUGGAUCCGGCGACACAACGGUGCCCGCCAGACCUCUCGAUGCACAGGCGCAUCAACCUAUUCCUGAAAAAGCGCAUGGUUUUCGGCUCUUGUUUAGCAAGCGAGCUGCGCUUCACCAAGGGAAGACGCGAACUCGAGCUUGCGUCUUUGCGCCCCAAGGCGCAGGCAGGCUCAAGACGCCUUAUCUCGAUCCUGAAAAACCCCUGGGCGCGUGUGACAACGCCUGAGACCUGCGGUGUGCUCCGGGCAACCUCAGUCAUACUGUAUACAGUCCAACGCCGGUUCUUUGGGCGCGGAGAGAAGCCGGAACGGUCCUUGAGCGUUGUGCAUGUAACGAGCUUGGGAUCCCGGGCGACGUACUCCGUACUUGCCGUCGACCUCGUCUCUCCCAAAUCCGAGCAUGUUCUGAGUGAGUACUGUACCAGAUGGGGGCUGCCGACCAAUGCCCCUGCCAUUGGUCCGUUUUCCUUGAAAGAAGGUGCAAACCGCCAACCACUGUCUCCGUCGCUUCGGCGGCGGUCGAUCUUGGUCGAAUGCUGCAAGCUGCACGCCACCUACCGUACGGAGCAUUCUCGCCAAGUACCCAAACGCGCCGGGAACGAGGCGCUUGGCCAUCACGGCCGCCGCCGCCACCACCGUUGGGCCGACUUGGCGAUGACUUGGCGAUGCCCCGUCGCCUCCACCUCAGUAUUGGGUCCAUGCUGA
Messenger RNA from Purpureocillium lilacinum, 1185 nucleotides. Lineage: Eukaryota; Fungi; Ascomycota; Sordariomycetes; Hypocreales; Ophiocordycipitaceae. The record is from RefSeq and is a predicted model, not a curated record.